UCAUUCUUUCUCAGCCAUUCGUUUGAUACGAAUCUGGUUUUUCUUUUUUGAUAAUAAACCAAAAUUAUCGGUGUACAUAAAAUUUUAAGUGAGCAAAACUCUGAAAAUGUCCGAGGAGGAGCUUCGGGUUUCGAAGAAAGCUGGCAGGAAGGCUAAAGAUUUGAGCCCUGCGUGUAUGGAUGAUUUGGUUAACCAGGUAUUCGAUAAGUCGAAGCAGCUGAGUAUGUCUGUUAAGCAACAGAGAAAACUGGUGCAGGAAUAUCUGAAUUCUAAGAUUGAGGAUAGCGAUGAAAACGAUGGAGAGUUUGACAAUGAUUCCGAUUAUGAUAGCUAUACCGAUUCAGGGGAAGAUAAUUAUUCCGAUUAUGAAGAAGAAACCUAUUCGGAUUCGGAUGAGGAAACGGAGGAGAGUAGUGAUGAAAUAGAAUCGGGAUCUGGUGAGGAUGAGGAGGCAUCCCCUGAAGUACAUGGAAAAAAUGAGCAUGAGUUUUCUAAAAAUUUGGAUAGGAAAGUCUCCAAAGACGAACCGAAAUCAUAUCAGCCUGUGUCCUAUGUUGGUUCCCCGAAAUCCUUUUCACAACCUGGAUCUGGUAUUCAGCGAAGAAUGACAAUGGCUGGUGGUUCGGUGGCUUCUCCAAUUCUCAAAUCCGUACCCUUUACUAAAGGCAGUCAAAAUCAGAAGACUCCGAAAUCUGAAGAAACCAAAUCCCUUCCAAUAUCAUUAAACAAAGUGAAAAUCUUACCAAGUCUGCAAAAAGAAGAACCCACAAGGAAAGCAAGCACCAAAGCUUUUAGUUUCUUCAAAGGAAUUAACAAGCCCAUUAUAAAGCUUCCCGACCCAAGGAGCUAAUUUUUUCCAAUUUUAAUUAAAAUCAUUUUGUAAUAUUUGAUAUAUUUUUGUAAUUUUUGGACCUCGAGCUAAAUCAUCUGUAAUUAAUCUUUGGUUUACUAAAACCGCGAACAAAAUAAUUUUAGCCGUUUAGUGGCAACCAAAAUGGCAUUUAAUACAACACCGAAAUCCGACAAUUUAAUUUAAUAAACAUCGCUAAA
This is a messenger RNA of Drosophila suzukii, 1050 nucleotides long. Its product is annotated as bifunctional lysine-specific demethylase and histidyl-hydroxylase NO66. The record is from RefSeq and is a predicted model, not a curated record. Lineage: Eukaryota; Metazoa; Arthropoda; Insecta; Diptera; Drosophilidae.